CCCUUCUUCAAUGGCUUCAUCAACACUCUAAUUCUCUCUCUCUCUCUCUCUUCUCUCUCUCUUGUUCGUUCUCGUCUUGAAUGGUUUCACGCAUUGGCGUUCUCGCUCUGGCUCGUCGCUCGUCGGAUUCAUCGACCUCGUUCGGUUCUCUUCUCUCUCCUUCGAAUCAAUGCUCGCUUUGCCGUCUUAAUGGGGCCUCAGUUGAAGGAUGUGAAGAAAUAAUGAUUAGAUCGAUCUUGUGUUGAGUUGAAUGCAUCUUGUACGAGUGUGCUAGUUGGAAGUUGCAGCAUGUUGGGGGUUUUGUCCCUAAUGCUCAAUCGUUCCAACGCAAAGUCCGAUGUUCACGAGAUUGGAUAUUUUGUGCGACUCAAUAACGCCAGAAAGUGUUCACAAACUAGUGGCCUGCACUGCGUUGACGGUGUAGAGACCUGCAUUUUGUCUUUUUUGGAAGUCCCUUGAGAAAGUGCUGAUUGUCAUUUGCUGCGACACGAAAAAUGGAAAGAUACGAAAUUUUGGGAGAGCUUGGAGAUGGCACCUGCGGCAGCGUUUAUAAGGCCCUCAAUAAGGAGACACGCGAAUUUGUUGCUGUUAAGAAAAUGAAGAGGAAGUUCUACUAUUGGGAAGAGUGCAUGAAUCUUAGGGAAGUUAAGGCGCUUCGAAAAUUGAAUCAUCCCAAUAUAGUCAAGUUGAAGGAGGUUGUCAGAGAAAACAAUGAGCUGUUUUUCAUUUUUGAGUACAUGGAAUGCAACUUGUACCAGCUAAUGAGAGAACGUCAAAAUCCUUUCUCAGAGGAAGAAAUAUGUAACUUUGUGUCUCAGUUGGUGCAAGGUCUUGCCCACAUGCAUAAAGUAGGUUAUUUCCAUCGGGAUCUGAAGCCGGAGAAUCUGCUUGUGACUGAUGAUGUCCUCAAAAUUGCUGAUUUUGGACUUUCUAGAGAGGUGGCUUCCAUGCCACCUUACACUGAAUAUGUCUCAACACGUUGGUACCGAGCACCAGAAGUUCUCUUGCAGUCAUCGUCAUAUACUCCUGCGAUUGACAUGUGGGCUGUUGGUGCAAUACUAGCUGAACUGUUCACUUCGUCUCCUAUUUUUCCUGGUGAAAGUGAAACUGAUCAAUUGUACAAGAUAUGCUGUGUUCUUGGCAUGCCGGAUUGUUCUCCUUUUUCUGAAGGAACCAGUAUUUUUCCCUUCAUUAAUAUCAAUUCUUCAGAGAUUCUGCCUGCCAAUCUUUCUGCUAUGAUACCCAAUGCUAGCUCGGAAGCAAUUGAUCUCAUAAUGCAACUAUGUUCAUGGGACCCUUUGAAAAGGCCAACUGCCGAGCAGUCGCUUCAACAUCCAUUUUUCAAUGUUAGCAAGAGGGUUCCUUUUCCUCUGCGUGAUCCAUAUGAGAGGAAGCUAGACAAGAUGGGUGCAAUCCCAAACCUUGAGUUGAACCUGUGGGACUUUGGCAACCAACCUGAUGACUGUUUUCUUGGCUUGACACUAGCAGUGAGGCCAAGUAAUGAGAACUUGGAUUUGGUGCAUAACGUCUCCCAGGGUAUAGCAAAGGAUAUUUUUUUUGGCUCCGACUAUAAAGAUUGCGCAGAACCAUCAGUUUAUUGGUCGCUACUCUCUCCUAGUCAAAAUCAAAUUCAGACACCGGUCGACUCUUCAUUGUCACUAUCCUUUAGUUCAAUUCGGCAUCCCUCAAUAGGAGUCCCACAGUCAACUGGGUUGACCCUUUCUUCUUUGCAGCCCGGUAUCUUGGACUGCCCUCUAUUGGCCAUGCCCUCUUCUUUUCAGCAGGGUCAUUGGCUUUGAGUUACUAAUUGCACCAACGGUCAAUAACAAUAUGCUCUGUAAUUUAUUUCAAUUUUUUUUCUUCCUGUAAAGCUCAACAGGACAUCAGUUUGAUGUCCAGAAAUGGACAAUGCCCCGCGAUGCAUUUGCUUCUUGGGGAGUAUAGUUCGGAAAUACAUGAUGAACAAAUUGGAAUAUGGAGAGGAGAAAAUUUGUACA
Syzygium oleosum is the source of this 1997-nucleotide messenger RNA. Its product is annotated as serine/threonine-protein kinase MHK. The record is from RefSeq and is a predicted model, not a curated record. Gene Ontology annotation, cellular component: cytoplasm; nucleus. Lineage: Eukaryota; Viridiplantae; Streptophyta; Magnoliopsida; Myrtales; Myrtaceae. The coding region runs from base 495 to 1799 and encodes 434 amino acids. Gene Ontology annotation, molecular function: ATP binding; protein serine/threonine kinase activity. The transcript is spliced from 18 exons. Gene Ontology annotation, biological process: protein phosphorylation; intracellular signal transduction.